Messenger RNA from Cucumis melo (muskmelon), 540 nucleotides. RefSeq lists its product as uncharacterized. Bases 1 to 540 code for a protein of 179 amino acids. NCBI's taxonomy places the organism in Eukaryota, Viridiplantae, Streptophyta, Magnoliopsida, Cucurbitales, Cucurbitaceae. The transcript is spliced from 5 exons. The record is from RefSeq and is a predicted model, not a curated record.
AUGGACCGAAGAUGUUUCGCCAUUCUGUGUCACCUACUGAGGACCAUUGCUGGACUAACGUCGACGGAAGUCGUCGAUGUUGAGGAGAUGGUAGCAAUGUUCCUCCACAUUCUUGCGCACGAUGUGAAAAAUCGUGUCAUUCAACGAGAGUUCAUGCGGUCGGGUGAGACAAUUUCCCGCCAUUUCAACAUGGUCUUAUUGGCUGUCAUUCGACUUCAUGAGGAGCUGUUGAAAAAACCACAACCAGUGCCUGAUGAAUGCACAGAUCAAAGAUGGAGGUGGUUUGAGAAUUGCCUAGGUGCAUUAGAUGGCACGUACAUAAAAGUAAACGUUCCAGCAAGAUCAGCUGCGGACUCACGCAUCCUCCGUGAUGCCCUUUCAAGACCUAAUAGGCUUAAGGUGCCCAAGGGCUAUUACUACUUGGUUGAUGCCGGGUACCCAAAUGCGGAGGGUUUCCUGGCACCAUACAGAGGCCAACGCUAUCACUUACAAGAAUGGCGUGGCCCUGAAAAUCAUGACAAGUUCAUCGAGACUACCUAA